This is a messenger RNA of Seriola dumerili (greater amberjack), 4171 nucleotides long. It is a transcript of the gene nkain2, whose product is annotated as sodium/potassium transporting ATPase interacting 2. NCBI's taxonomy places the organism in Eukaryota, Metazoa, Chordata, Actinopteri, Carangiformes, Carangidae. Gene Ontology annotation, biological process: regulation of sodium ion transport. Bases 1429 to 2055 code for a protein of 208 amino acids. The transcript has 7 exons. The record is from RefSeq and is a predicted model, not a curated record.
UUCCCAUUGUCUCCCCUUUUCACUCUUUGAAGACAACCCCGAGACGACAAAACUAAACUUAGCCCUUAUUCCGUCCAUAUCGCCUUUAUAACGUUACGUUUAGAGACUUACCUCGACCUGAAAUUUCACCCUGUCCCUCUCCGUACGAAACGUGGACAUGCUUUCUGUGUUUUUUGUGUCUCUCUCUUUUUUUUUUUAACAUUGUAGAGAUUUAUUCGCUGUACCGGAGGAGGCAGUGAAUGAACCGACUAACGGCUGACGGGGACUGACAAAACGGCGGUUGUGUUGUGGAGCUGAUGGGAAGAUGAACCGGAGGAGGAGGACUUACUAGCCAAACAGAGACACCGAAAUCAGCUUCUAGUGGCUGUUGACAUAUCACAACAUCCUAGCAACAAUUUGACUCACCAUUUUUCGAGGGGAUAAAAAAAAAAAAAUCAGGGAAAAAAACUAAGACACUGGAUUUCAACUGCAGGUUUGGAGAUAAAAACGUUGUGUUUGGUUACGGUGUGAAUGAACAGUAGAGGAUGUUGCCGCUACAUGCCCGUGACUUCCCCUGAGAGGAGAGGAGCUGGUCUGUGUAAGGAGGCAGGGACCACUUUCACUUGUUUUCUCCACCCUAAAACAAAUUAGGCUGUUUCAAUCAGCCAAAUCCAAGUGGCGCUUAAUCGGAUUAUUAAACAAGAGAGUAGCUAAUCUGUUGAAUAUAUCGAUUUAAUCUCCUAAUCUCGCCAUCUCUCUGCUUUUUUCAGUCUUUCAGUAAGUGGCUACAGUACAGGACCGUGUCAAAGAUGGUACUUAUCGAGGCAAUCCGGAGUUUGUAGCCUAGUAGGUGAUAACUGGACAACUGGACCCUUUGUGGACGUAACUGUAGAGUCACUGUAACCUUUGUUUAAUACAGGAGUCCAGUCUUAAAACACAAUAGUUUUACUUAAGACCCACAUUAUCAAAAAUCUGAAUCAGUUCAGUGUUUUUUGCCAAUUAAUCAAAAUGCACCACACUACCUGAUUUUUUUGAGCUACUAAAUUGCCUUCAGUUGCAGAGGCUUGGAAAGGGUCUGCUUUCAUGACUGAACUCCGUGGAUACAUUGAGAACAAUUUGUGGACUUGAAUCAUCCCCAAGGCCCACCUUCCAUCUUUGAUCCCUGACCCCCUGCGUGUUGGAAAUCCAGGGGACCACAUUUCAGGCUCUUAACCUGUCAGCAGCUCCUCCAUUUGAAUGAAGUAGUAGCCUUUCAUUCCCCUGAGCUCCAGCGAGUACAGGGGCUGUGCUCUGUUCUCUUAGGCCGGGCAGCGAGCGCCUCUACCUGGGCUGCCAGCCAGCCAGACGGCCCUCGGGGGGCUUUUGGAUUUUGAAGGGCCAGCUGGAGAUUUGGGAGUUACCCAGAGUUUCUUCACCACGUGGACCACAGGAGAGAGGGAGGAGGACACCAUGGGGUGCUGUAGUGGCAGAUGUACCUUGGCCUUCAUCUGUGGCAUGCAGCUGGUCAGUGUGUUGGAGCGUCAGGUGAUAGAUUUCCUUGGCUACCAGUGGGCUCCCAUCCUGACCAACUUCCUCCACAUCAUUGUCGUCAUCCUGGGUCUGUUUGGCACGAUCCAGUUCAGGCCAAGAUAUGUCACAGGGUACGCAGCCUGGCUCGUAGUGUGGAUGACCUGGAAUGUUUUCAUCAUCUGUUUUUACCUGGAGGUUGGGGAUCUGUCCAGAGACUCUGACCUUGUGCUGACUUUCAACCUGUCCAUGCAUCGCUCCUGGUGGAUGGAGAAUGGCCCGGGGUGCAGGGUGACACCCAUCACCCCUCCCCCUUCCUGGGCACCCGAGGACCACCGAUAUAUAUCUAUAUCUGGCUGUCUGAUGGAUUUUCAGUUCAUAGAGGUGGCUCACUCCUCGCUGCAGAUACUCCUGGCUUUGGUGGGGUUUAUCUACGCCUGCUACGUGGUCAAGCUCAUUUCUGAAGAAGAGGAUAGCUUUGAUUUUAUAGGAGGGUUCGACUCGUACGGUUACCAGGGCCCCCAGAAGACCUCCCACCUUCAACUACAGCCCAUGUACAUGUCAAAGUAAACCCAGGAUAUACUCCAGGAGUGCUGCCUUACCAACCACCACUGCUUAACAUCCUGCUUUUACUACUCCAACUGUCUUUUUUAUUAACAACAACUGAAACACAGACAGGUAGACGAGAUGCAGAAGACUCUAAGAUAUUCUGCGACUUGACCUACAAUUACCCUUAGUACUUUGUCAGAAGGCUUCCCUGAUCUGCAUGUCUGUUGUUUUUAAAUGCAGUUAGGUGUGUUCCUGAUGAAACACUGGCCUCGUGUGGUUGAACAUGGUAACUGCAGGACAUAUGCUUUUGUCUGACUCUGAGGGACACAAUCUGGCGCCAGUGACUCGCCUCCUCCUGUGCUGUUUGCUAUCUACAUUGUGAAGGAAAGCAAAGGGAUGCAAAGACUCAUUGGUGACGUGUUUCUUCCAGUGAGAACUUAUGGAUUCCUGCCGUCAGAGAAAUGUUAACAGGGAGCCUUGUUCCUUCACGCUACUGCAGAAAUCAUUUGCUUUCUCAAGUGUUGUGGUAUCUAACAGCUCCCAAUUGCAGAUAUGCCUGACCAAAGAGUUAAAAAAAAAAAAAAACAGAGAUGCAUCCGUGUGUACACAAUGGAGCCUGUUUCACCAUCUCUGGAACUCUUUUGCUCAUUGUGCCUGACAGAUUAGACACCGGACUUUAACCAAACUGACCAAGCAUCUCCGAACAAGACUACCGAUCAAGGAAUGUCAGACUUCAUUUUUCUAAGAUUUCUUUAUGGUGCAUUUGGGUAAGAGCGAGUGCAAAGAUGGAGGCUUGAUAUAAGUAUAGACUGGACUCAAGCACGACUACAUGCUACACAUUUUACCCUGUUGUUUCAUCAAAAACUCUGAAUGUUAAAUAACAGUGUGACGCGUAGAUUUACAUAUUGUCAUCACAUAUGUACAUUUGUACAGGAAGCAGACACAGUCAUACACACAGACAGGCAUUAAGAAAUGCAUAUGUGAAUACACACAUGCAUGCACACACAUACUUAUAACAGACCUACCACUUAACUUUUUUACUACUAAUGUGAAUCUUAACAAUGUUUACAACAGGAAUUCUGUCUGUCAGACAGAAAGACUGAACAUUUGACUGACAGGGGCAACAGGUAGAUAGACAGGCAGACAUGGAGGCAGACAGGAGACUCAAGAGAGACACUUUUUAGCUGCAGCAUCCCAAACACCAUGGGAUGUUUUCUUCCAUAUUAAUACAGACAGGACAGUUGUUCCAGAUGUAUUUCUUUGGUCCCUUGCUGUCUAAAUAUUUUGUCUUCCAUCCAAGACAGACAGGUAAAGGGAGAUAGAGACAGAUAGAACAUGACAGAGAAAACAACCACAGAAGAGCGAUUGAGGUCGGGCAACAGUAUCCCAUCACCCUCAGUCCUCUUGGCAACCCCACACCCAUCUCUCUCAGCAGGCAAGUUUUACCCUUUUUUUUAAAAAAAAAAAAAAGAAAAUUAUAUUUAGGAAAAAAUGCUGGAAGCCAGAUAAAGUGCCCAAUCAGCCUUAUCGUCUGCAGCAUCCAGCUCUUUUUAAUAACAGAAAUAGUUCAAAAGCAGUCAAACUCUUCCACAGGCAAUGCUUACACAGAGGAAAAAGACACACCCUUUACAGAAAUGACAAUCACAGUCAAAGUGGCCUGAAUCUUGUCACAGAUUGGCAUUUUUGUAUCAUAAAAAAAGUGACGGAAAGCUGAAAAGUGGCGUCAUCAUCAUGUGGGAGCAGAGAAGCCUCUAAGUUAGACAAUUAUUUGAUGAGUUUUUUUAUUAAUGUUCAUAUAUUGCAACUCAAACCGCUAGUGGAUAACAAAGCUUGGUGAAAGAAAGAAAAAGAAAACAACAGAGGCUGACACUGUAAGCAUCCACCUUCGCCUGCAGACCUACGAGGAGAAAAUGAUACCAGAGGAAUGCCAGAGACUUAGCAGCUGCCCCCUCUCACCUCACUACUCAAAUCUUAAUGUUGAAAGUGCCAACCGAAUCACCACAUGGACAUCUGUAAAGCCUGGUUUCUGAACACCACAGACUGGGACCAAAAAUAAUGGGUCUCAGGUUCACUGUUCUCUGGUUCCCAUGUAAGAAAAAUAGCAAGGAUAUCACAAAUAUUUAAAAAAAAAAAAAAA